Ricinus communis (castor bean) is the source of this 948-nucleotide messenger RNA. RefSeq lists its product as uncharacterized. The transcript is spliced from 2 exons. NCBI's taxonomy places the organism in Eukaryota, Viridiplantae, Streptophyta, Magnoliopsida, Malpighiales, Euphorbiaceae. Bases 74 to 721 code for a protein of 215 amino acids. The record is from RefSeq and is a predicted model, not a curated record.
UCUACUCCUCAUUUGUCAAUAUCUGCAACAAAGCCAAACAAACAACUUGAAGAACAACAGAUACGAAGAAGAAAUGAAACUCGUCUGGUCCCCUGAACCAGCACUGAAGGCAUAUAUUGAAACAGUUAAAUCAUGUGAGAUUUUUCAAGAAUCCAGCGUAGCUGAGCUUUUAUCAGCUAUGGCAGCAGGAUGGAAAGCGAACCUUAUUGUAGAAACAUGGUCGCACGGGGGAGUUAUUGCUACAAGCAUCGGCCUAGCUAUUGCUAGCCGCCAUGCUGGUGGAAGACAUGUUUGCAUAGUACCUGAUGAACGAUCAAGAACAGACUACGCAAAAGUCAUGGGAGAGGCAGGGAUGUUACCUGAAAUCAUAGUUGGGGAACCAGAAGAGGUUACGGAAAGGUUGGAUGGGAUAGACUUUCUGGUGGUCGAUUCACGGCAAAAGGAUUUUGCUAGGGUAUUGAGGCUAGCAAAGCUCAGCAGCCGAGGUGCAGUUCUGAUGUGCAAGAAUGCCAACUCAAAAACUUCAAGUUUUAGAUGGAGAGGCGUUCUUGAAGAAGGGUCCUGCCGGCUUGUUAGGUCCGUGUUUCUUCCGGUAGGAAAAGGACUUGACAUUGCACAUGUUGCUGUUAGUGGAGGAAAUUCUGGACCAAACAAAACUGAGAAAAGAUGGAUCAAGCACAUAGAUAAACAAUCAGGGGAGGAACAUGUCAUCCGAAAGUAAUUUACAUAAAGAAAUGAUUUGAACUUUCUUUUUUUUCUUUAGCCGGUUUUUGGGGAGAAAAUUUUAACCUGUAUAUAUCUUCAUGAUAGCUUUCAACCUUUGGUUUUCUGUUUUGGGUAGGCCAGAUAUUUGUUCAUGAAUAUGAACUACAAGCUUCAGGAGAUAUUUCCGUCCAAUUCAUUGUCACGUGUAAAGAUAAUCUAACUUGGCUUAUGUGCUCUUUCUCA